UCUAUGCCGGUAUGUUGAAACUCAUAUAAAACUCUUCUCCCUAAUAUACAGUUCUAGUUGGUGGAAAACGUUAAUCGGAAACAAGUUCAGUAACUGAAACGGAACUUUAUGUUAGGACAUUUUAAAAUACAUAAUAAUAUAGUUAGAGAAAAGAGUAGAAAUUCGUGUCGCAACAACUGGAAUUGAUAUGGGUUGCAAUGCUGCAAAAAACUUUCCUGUUGAACCACUCAAUGGUCAUGCCGAUGUAUCCAAUGGCAAUGCAGUUAGAAUUAUAUCACCCUCAGAACCUUCGGCGGAGAUGCCUCCUUUGGUAGCGGAUGAUCUUCAAGAAGAAGUAUUAGACGUGAGCGUCAAUAAUAUACAGAAAGCACCACAAGGUGUGUCAUUUGAGAUUGCUUUCGAAGAAAAUCAAGAAGAAAGUAUAGUUAAGAAGCACCCACCGAAGAGAAUUUUAGAACGGUUAGAAGAACCUCCAACUAGUCCCAUCACCUUGAACAAAUUACAAGUUAAACUAGAUGAAGCUGAAAUCAGGAGACAACAGAUACUCGCUGCCCGAAUUUCAUCAGCAAAAAAUAGAGCCGAAAUGAGGACACAAUCCAACGUCACCGACAAUGCGGACGAGGAUGAAAAUAUAGAUUUUCUCAAAAUUCCCCAAGAAGAUUUCAUUCCACCGGUAAACUCUCAAAGUGUGUCCAAAAAUUGAUGAAAGUGGUUUUCAAGCAGGGUGUUUUUGAUUUGUAGUGUUGAAGAAUAUUAAAGG
Molecule: messenger RNA, 760 nt
Organism: Leptinotarsa decemlineata (Colorado potato beetle)
Lineage: Eukaryota; Metazoa; Arthropoda; Insecta; Coleoptera; Chrysomelidae
Biological process (GO): regulation of microtubule polymerization or depolymerization
Source: RefSeq, a predicted model, not a curated record